This is a messenger RNA of Mesorhabditis belari, 954 nucleotides long. NCBI's taxonomy places the organism in Eukaryota, Metazoa, Nematoda, Chromadorea, Rhabditida, Rhabditidae. The record is from the annotation of a GenBank genome assembly.
AUGACAUCAAAUGCCCCAUUGGAGUUCGAGGUUGUCCCGGAGAUCGGCCUCAAACACUCCACUAUUCAUUUCAUUCUUGGAACUCCACUCAAUGAUGUGAUGGCUCUUCUACAACAGAACUCACGACUCAUCCCCAAUGUCGACUUUCUUUACUCGAAAAAGAAUCCAUUUUUUGAUGACAUCCAAAUUCGACUCGUCAAAUCUGGCAUCAAUCUCUUUUUUGAUGGUCGAACUCAACUUUUGAAGUUGCUCGAAGUGGACGCGUUGAGCUCGAUUGUGCUCAAGUACAAUGGCAAAAUCUUCUCGGAACCCUCGGCUGAAGCGACAAUGGAACGUGUUGGCACUUUUUUCGCGAGUACUCAUCCAGGAGCGUAUGACGAACGACAAAAGAUGUAUGUCCAAUCGUGGCGAGGGCUCUCAUUUUGCUUCCCCACAACGAACAGCUCAAAUGUCGAGAUUACGCCCGGUUUCAGUCCCAGUUUACAUAGUCUUCGCUACGAUGCAAGUUCUCAGCCAAAACUCACAAAAAUGAGCAUCUUCAAGGGGACAAUUGGUGGAAAUAAGGAAGAAGACGAAUUGAUUGUCCCACUAGCUUCAUAUUGUGGCCAAAAUCGAACAAUCCUUGCCGAUGUGCUUGUCGAUAUGGGAAGAGUUGUCGGAUGCUCAUUCAACUUUUUAACUCAAAAUGGAGAGGCGGCUCCCGAUCGAACCUCGCAAGCCGAUUUGGAGUUGAUCGAGGUGACAAGAGAGAUUCGAUUUGGAGACUCUUCAGCGUCGGUAAUGUGUGCGCUUGGCGCUCCGUCGCGUGUUUUCUACAAAUCCGAGGACAAAAUGAUCAUUCAUCGAUCGGUGGGAAAAGAUGGACGGAAUGAACCAGAUUUCUUCUUUAAUUACUUCUCGAUGGGAGUGAUUGUACGUUUUUUUUUUGAAUCAACAAAGCUUUCCACUGCUCAC